Pneumocystis jirovecii RU7 is the source of this 453-nucleotide messenger RNA. RefSeq lists its product as uncharacterized. The transcript has a single exon. NCBI's taxonomy places the organism in Eukaryota, Fungi, Ascomycota, Pneumocystomycetes, Pneumocystales, Pneumocystaceae. The record is from RefSeq and is a predicted model, not a curated record. The coding region runs from base 1 to 453 and encodes 150 amino acids.
AUGUUAUUUGAUGCAGUAUCAUGUACAAUACCGCCAAUUCUGGAUGCCAAAUCUACAACAUGUUUAAAUAUUGUUGAUUCUGCAGCAUUUUUAUCUGAAUAUUUAGGAAAAGCAACUCGACCAAACACCCAUGUAUCACAACAAACAAGCACAAACGGCUCACUUGAGAUCCGUAUGGUACUACAGAAUGCAGGAGCAAACGCCCAGCUGUAUAAAAUUCUACAGCAUCUUGAAACAUAUGAUGUAAAAGAUAUUCAACUACCAGAAAAUGAGAAAGAAAAGCGAUCAAAGAAAAAAAAACACUCUAAAGAUGAAUCAAAAGAAAAGCAUUCCAAGGAUGAACCGAAGAAAAAACAUCUUAAAGAUGAGUUGAAGAGAAAACAUUCUAAAGAUGACUCAAAAAAACAUUCGAAAAAGAAAAAAAAAAGUCGAUCAGAUGAUGCAUCUAAUUAA